CUCUAAAGAAGAAGAAGAAGAAGAAGAAGAAGGAGGCUCCUCCUACUCAACAUGGCGUCCUAGAGGAGCGUCCACGCUCGUUUGUUGACAUAUUUUUAAAACCAAGCUUAUGCUGUAUUAGUGGAUUUACAACUAGUAUAACUAUGUCGAGACUCAUCGUCAAAAACCUCCCUAAUGGGAUGAAGGAUGAGAGGUUCAGGUCCAUGUUUGCUGCCUUUGGCACCGUGACAGACUGCUCUCUGAAAUUUACCAAGGACGGAAAGUUCCGUAAGUUCGGCUUUGUGGGUUUUAAAGCUGAAGAAGAUGCGGACAAAGCUCUGAAACACUUCAACAAGAGCUUCGUGGACACAUCCAGAGUGACGGUGGAGAUGUGUAAGGCCUUUGGAGACCCCACUAAAGCAAAAGCCUGGAGCAAACACACCCAGAGCUCAGGCCCGGACAAACCCUCCGCUGCUCCUGACACGGACAGCAAAAAGAAAAAUAAGCAGAAAAAGGAAACCGACGGUACACUUGGAAAUCUGGAAGAGGACCAGGGAUUCAAGGAGUUUCUGUCGGUACAUCAGAACCGAAGCCAAGCACCAACCUGGUCGAAUGACACACUGCAGCAGAAAACUGAUCCUGACGGUGUACAGGCGAAGGCUCAGAGCAAGAAGAAGCCUGCUUCAGAUGAUUACCUUAACUUUGAUUCAGACCAGUCAGAGGAUGAGGAGGAGGAGGAGGAAGAUGAAGGUGCUACUAAAGAAGCGCUAAAGUCUGGCUUAUCAGAUAUGGAGUACCUGCGCUCAAAGGUGGCGCAGACAGAGGACACCAUGGAGGAGCGUGAGGAAAAGAGAGACGAUGAAGAAGAUGAGGAGGAUGAGGAUUCUGGUCCUGUGCAGCACACAGACAGCGCCUAUGAGAGUGGCGACAGAGAAAACCUCUCAAAGACCAAAACCUCAGUUUCCUCUGAGGAUAAGAAGCAGAGCAAAGCGAAGAAAACUGGCAAGCAGGAGAUGGAGCCAACAACAGAAUUCACAGUGAAGCUGAGAGGAGCCCCGUUCAAUGUGAAGGAGCAACAAAUUCGAGAGUUCAUGACGCCCCUGAAGCCCGCAGCAAUCAGGAUUGGGAAGAACGAAAGCGGAAAUAGAACAGGUUAUGUAUAUGUGGACUUGCACUCUGAUGAGCAGGUGGAAAAGGCCUUGAAGAAGAAUAAAGACUACAUAGGUGGGCGUUACAUUGAGCUCUUCCGUGUGGAUGCCUUUAUGGGUAAGAACAAGAGAGACGGAAAGGACAAAGAAAUUGACAGAAGCUUCACCAGGAAGCUCAAGGAGGAUGAGGAGGAGGAAGAUGUUGCAGAGUCAGGUCGACUCUUCAUCAGGAACCUUCCUUACACCUGCACAGAGGAAGAGAUCAAAGAGCUUUUUGCUAAACAUGGUCCUUUAUCUGAGAUGCUCUUCCCGAUUGACAAUCUAACCAAGAGACCUAAAGGAUUCGCUUUCGUAACGUACAUGAUACCAGAGAACGCUGUGACGGCUCUGGCUCAGCUGGACGGACAUGUAUUUCAGGGCAGGAUGCUUCACCUGCUGCCCUCCACACUGAAGAAGGAGAAGACUGACUCAGAUGCUGGUGGACCUGGCUCUUCGACUUACAAACGGCAAAAAGAUGCUAAAAAUAAAGCUUCAAGUUCCAGCUCCCACAACUGGAACAGCCUAUUUCUGGGUACAAGUGCCGUGGCAGAUGCCAUUGCUGACAAAUACAACACCACAAAAAGCCAAGUCCUGGACCACGAGUCAAAGGGAAGUCUUGCUGUGAGGAUGGCUCUGGGAGAGACUCAGAUCGUUCAGGAGACUCGGCAGUUUCUACUAGACAACGGUGUCAGUCUGGAUUCCUUCAGUCAGGCGGCGGCAGCGAGGAGUACGACUGUGAUCCUGGUGAAAAACCUUCCAGCUGCUGUGACGGCGGCAGAGUUGGAGGAGCUCUUCUCCCCUCAUGGCUCUUUGGGCCGAGUGCUGCUGCCGCCCUCAGGCCUCACCGCUAUGAUCGAGUUCCUCGAGGCAACUGAGGCAAAACGAGCCUUCACUCGGUUGGCCUACAGCAAGUUCCAACACAUCCCACUGUAUUUGGAGUGGGCACCUGUGGGGGUGUUUGUGGCAGCCAAACCAGAACCAGUAUUAGAAAAAGAGGAGGCAAUGAAAGAGCAGAAGGAGGAGGAGGAAGAAGAAGAAGAGGAGGAGGAGGAAGAAUCUGCUCCUGGUUCCACACUUUUCAUUAAAAAUCUUAAUUUCAGUUCAACAGAGGAGACACUGCAGGAGACAUUCUCCAAAUGUGGCAAGAUCAUGUCCUGCACCAUCUCCAAGAAGAAAGAUAAAACUGGCAAGGUGUUGUCCAUGGGUUACGGUUUUGUUCAGUAUCAGACAGCAGAGGCAGCACAGAAGGCCCUGAGGCAACUACAGCACUGUAGUGUGGAUGAUCACCAGCUAGAGCUGAAGAUUUCUGAAAGAGCCACAAGGACUACUGAGGUGUCACGCAAGAAGAGGCAAGACGAGAAGAAACAGACAGGAUCCAAGAUCCUUGUGCGGAACGUCCCCUUCCAAGCCACUGUCCGGGAAAUUCGGGAACUCUUCUGUACAUUUGGAGAGCUGAAGACAGUCCGUCUUCCAAAGAAAGCAGCUGGUUCAGGGAAUCAUCGAGGCUUUGGCUUUAUUGACUUCCUCACCAAACAGGACGCUAAGAAAGCAUUUGCAGCACUGUGCCACAGCACUCAUCUGUACGGGAGACGCCUUGUGCUAGAGUGGGCUGAUGCUGAGGAAACGGUAGAGACAUUGAGACGGAAAACAGCCGAGCAUUUCCAUGUUGCCACCAAAAAGCUGCGAAAGACAGAAGUUAUGGAGGGAAUUAUGGAGACGAUGGAAACCGGAGGGGGUGCGGAAGACUAAACGUUGUCCCUGUCACAAUCCUAGACCCUGACCAGUGUUUCUGUAUUUUAUUUUGUAUACAGGACUGUGAACAAAAUUAGGACCUGAGUGGUAAUGUGUAGAGGGAGCUAAUUAUAAUGAAGUUAUCAGCUGGUAGAAGUUUUGGAUUUCUUUUACAUUACACAUGUUUUGUAUAGAAUGAUGCAGCAAAGAAAUAUUAUUAGACUGUCAGUUUUUAUAUAAAAUGUUAUUUCAUGCUUUAAAAGUAUAAUGUCUCAUGUUGUGUGUUUGUGUAAGUGACUGGAAAAAAAACAAAGCAAGUGGAUUGGGUCUUUAUAUGAA
Molecule: messenger RNA, 3236 nt
Organism: Cottoperca gobio
Lineage: Eukaryota; Metazoa; Chordata; Actinopteri; Perciformes; Bovichtidae
Gene: rbm19
Product: RNA binding motif protein 19
Molecular function (GO): mRNA binding
Source: RefSeq, a predicted model, not a curated record